This is a messenger RNA of Culex pipiens pallens (northern house mosquito), 1488 nucleotides long. RefSeq names its product NADH-cytochrome b5 reductase-like. The transcript has a single exon. Gene Ontology annotation, molecular function: oxidoreductase activity. The coding region runs from base 460 to 1458 and encodes 332 amino acids. The record is from RefSeq and is a predicted model, not a curated record. NCBI's taxonomy places the organism in Eukaryota, Metazoa, Arthropoda, Insecta, Diptera, Culicidae.
UAGUAGUUGACAAUUCUGUUAAGUUGACCUAACGAUUCAAGUAGUUUUAGAUUAGCUUAAAAUUUGAUAGAAUUUAAACACUUGCAGUUUCCUAACUGUGAAGUUUUUGUUGUUUAUUUAAUUAACGUGACUUUAACCAGAACUUCAGGGCCGCGUUGAACCAACUGGCGGAACAGGCAGAAGAGUAGGGAAACCGCGUGCACGGUGGGGAGAUCAAGUGAAUGGUGAUAUCCGGAAGAUCUGUAACCUGGGAAAUUGGAGAGUAGCUGCACAAGACCAAGAAAGAUGGAAGCGUCUUCUUGCUACAGCACGCGUACCUGGUGCGCUAUGCUGAUUUGUCAGGACCACAGUUCUGACUAUUUCGUCCGAUGCACGAAGUGAUUUAGCCUGACUUUUUCGGCACCUUCAGCAAACGUCAAAACAAUACAAACUUGUUGCCGGAUCUUUUCCCAAAAGCCAAUGGAUGUCAACCUCCCGGAAUGCUGCGGCUCCGGCUGCACCAACUGCGUUCUCGAUCGCAAAACCGCAAAACCGCCCACUUCCGCCGCACCAAACAUCCUGGACAACAGCUACCGCACCUUCCAGGUCGCCAGCAUCGCCAAAUGCACGGCAAACACGUUCCUGUUUCGGUUCCGCUAUGCCGGCUCGCAUGCCGACUCCGACAGGCAGCUGGCGAUCCCACCGGGAAGUCACCUGAUGUUGCGAGCCGAGCGGGGCUUUCGCGACGCGCGUCGUCCUGUGGCCAAGAUCUUUGAGCAGUGGCGUUGCGGCAAACGGGGGAUUGAGGUGCGACCACGUGGUCACAUCACCAGGGUGGAAAAGUACGACAAAGCUGAGCGGGAUUUGUACUUUAGCAGACCUUACACGCCGCUUCGGGUGGAUCGUGAUGGGAAGGCGUUUGAGGUUCUGGUGAAGUUGGAGACGGGGGGUGAGAUGUCGGAGUAUUUCACGACGCUGGAUGUCGGGGUGGUGACGGAGUGGAAGGGCGUUUACGGGGGGUUUAGUUGGGUCAGGGAUAGGUGGAAGAAUUUUGUGGGUUUUGGGCAGGGUGUAGGACUGGCUCCGAUUUACUCGAUUAUGGCUGGAGUUUUGGACGAUGAAGAAGAUGAAACAAGACUAAAUUUGCAGUACUGUUGUAGCGAUCUGGAUGGAGUUUUGAUGAGAUCGGAAUUGCAAGCGAUGGCAAAGUACUGGAAUUUCGGAUACAGCAUUUAUCUCUCCAGAGAGAGUUGUUCUUGUGAAGGAAAACUCGCUAGAAGUUGCAAAUGCUUGUCAUCCAGGAUUAAGUACAAUGAACCCAUUUUCAAUCACAGAUUGGAAGAGGUUGACAUAGAAAAUGUAUUGAAAAAGCUUGUAAACGGUUCGUUCCACGUGCUUAUUUGUGGAAACGAAUCCUUCACAAAGUUUGUAGAAAGUUGUGUAACAAGGUUAGGUAUAAGCGACUACUAUAAAUUUUAAUAAAAAGAGAACGCACUUUUGUAACACCUA